CGGAUUGUUUGAAAUACAAAGAACGUAGAUUGCAACCGGCCCAAGUCGCAUAUCGCCUGAUAGAGCAUUUUAUACGCAUAUUUACAUAGGUAAAGUGUGUGUUGACGCUGUACCAUCCAUAGCUAUGUUGCGCAGCAUGAGACGAAUAUCGAUCGUGUGAUUUUUCGUUCGGCUGACGGAAGAACUGCUCAAAUCACUAUCAAAAACUAUUUUUGUAAGUCGAGGAACACCGCUUCGAUAAGCCUUCCUUACGGCAACGUGAACGCUCAACGGGUAAGAAAGAAAAAAACGAUUGUAGUCGGUGAUAAGCUAUCGUGGUUCGAUUCCUGUGGGAUUAUUUGCAUUGUGAAGAUUGGUGUGAAAUUGUGUUUCUGAAGUUGCCCGUCAGUCGAAUUCGAUCGAACAUGUCGCUUUCCAGCCUGUACAAACGUGCCCUGGUCAAGUAUCCCGUGUUGGUCCAGUCGGUGCAAUCCGGCAUUCUGAUGGGAUCAGGUGACAUUAUCGCGCAGACUCUGAUUGAGAAGCGGAAUUUGAAAACCUUAGAUGGGAUGCGGGCAUUCCGAUUCUUUGGCAUCGGAUUUUGCAUUGGCGGGCCUGGCCUUCGCAAAUGGUACGGAGUGUUGGAUAAGCACAUAACGGGCAAAACUAAGGCAGUGGCCACCUUCAAGAAGGUGGCCCUCGAUCAGUUGGUCUUCGCGCCGGUCUUCCUGGGAACACUCAUCGGUACAAUUGGGCUGCUGCAAGGAAACAACAGAGAACAAAUCGAGCGCAAGCUCAAAAACGAGUACACAGACAUACUGUUGACGAACUACUACAUCUGGCCGUGGGUUCAGUUGACUAACUUUUAUCUGGUGCCAUUGAAUUACCAAGUCUUGUUGGUACAGUUUGUGGCCGUGUUUUGGAAUACGUACCUUUCGUGGAAGACAAACUGUAACGACUCGUCGAAGGUGUUGGCCAUCAAGCCGUCGGAUGCGGUCGUGACGGAGGAAACGAAGGAGAAUGCCUUCUAGGAAGGGUUGACCUGUGCCUGGCACGAUCGGUGCCAACGGACGGAACUGGAACAUUCGGAUGUGAUAUUUAAGCUCGGUUAUAGAUGUAGUAGAACAAUAAACCAAUUGUUUGAUAAAUAGUAGUCCAAUUCAAUUUCUCUCGUUGAGGUGGGCAGUAUGAGAAUUAAAAUUUUAAGAAAUAAAGAGAAAGAGCACGGCUCAAA
Messenger RNA from Aedes aegypti (yellow fever mosquito), 1213 nucleotides. Its product is annotated as protein Mpv17. Lineage: Eukaryota; Metazoa; Arthropoda; Insecta; Diptera; Culicidae. The record is from RefSeq and is a predicted model, not a curated record. The transcript is spliced from 3 exons. The coding region runs from base 405 to 1010 and encodes 201 amino acids. Gene Ontology annotation, cellular component: cytoplasm; membrane.